GUAGUUCCCUCCCCAGGGCCAGGCCGAGUUAAAGGGUUAACAGGCCGUCCUAGCCGUGGCACGGGCCGGGGUCAGCUCUAUGAUGGCGGCGCCCAUGACAGCCCUGCUUCGGGGUCGCCUGGCAGGAGCCUGCAGCGGGGUGAGGCGGUGGAGGCACACCGAGCAGGCCAGGAAGGAGACUCACUUCGGCUUCCAGACCGUGUCCGAGGAGGAGAAGGGGGAGAGAGUUUAUCAGGUGUUUGAAAAUGUAGCUAGAAAAUAUGAUCUAAUGAAUGAUUCUAUGAGUCUGGGGGUACAUCGACUAUGGAAAGAUUGGCUGAUACAGUACAUGAACCCUACACCUGGCACUAAACUACUAGAUGUGGCAGGAGGAACAGGCGAUAUCGCAUUCCGCUUUGUAAAUUACAUCCGUGCUCAAAAGGAAAAAAUGAUCAGGCAUAAGUUGAAGUACCAGCAGAAUUUGUCAUGGUCAGAAAUCUCAAGAGCCUACCAACAGGAGGAACAAGGAUCCUUGGGUGGAUCCCGAGCUGUCAUCUGUGAUAUAAACAAGGAGAUGCUAAAGGUUGGGAAGCAGAAAUCACUGAAACUGGGAUAUUCGGAAGGACUGUCGUGGGUUGCAGGCAACGCUGAGGAAUUGCCUUUUGAUGACGAUAAGUUUGAUGUCUAUACCAUUGCAUUUGGAAUCCGCAAUGUGACACACAUAGACCAAGCAUUACAAGAAGCAUAUCGUGUGCUUAAACCUGGAGGAAGGUUUCUGUGCCUCGAAUUUAGUCAAGUGAACAAUCCUCUGCUGGCCAGGGCUUAUGACCUGUACAGUUUCCAAGUGAUUCCAGUGCUUGGGGAAAUCAUUGCUGGUGAUUGGAAGUCCUAUCAAUACCUAGUCGAAAGCAUUAGACGCUUCCCUCCUCAGGAGGAAUUUAAGGCCAUGAUUGAAGAUGCUGGGUUUUUCAAGGUGACGUACCAUAACUUGACGUCUGGAAUUGUUGCAGUUCACUCCGGGUUUAAGUUAUGAGUAGCAUACUUUCUACACUGAAGAGAAUGGCACGCUUGUAAACUGAAAACCUAUAGUUUCCGUUUUGGAACAUAAUUUAUUUUUACUAAAAUGAAAAUUAAUUUUAUAGAUUUUUUUUUUUUUCUCUUUAUAUUGUGAACCAGUAUUUUGAAAUUUAUUCCGAUUAAGCAAUUGAGUCACACCUACAAUCGUUUGCAUAUACACAUAAUUGUAGUAGGUGAAAACAAUUUUUUUCGGACAGGAUUAACCCCCUAGGCACCAAACACUUGGUUUUGGCUAAGCCGUGGUCCUUGUUCCUUCAGGGGUUAAAUCGAAUUUGUGCCCCCUGGAUAUUACUUUAGCUGCUGUCUAGAUUAUUCAGCAGAGUGCAAACUGUAGGAAAUUGAAUGUGAAUUUACAUGUUUUACCCAAAAUAGCUGAAAAGAAAAUGUUUCCCUGGCUAUUUAUAGUUAAGCUAUUUUUUAGUUUAGGUGUUUCCUAAAAUCUUAAAUUCACACGUAAUUUCCCACAGGACAGUUUAAUGUUUAUGUCUGGGUUUUUCUUUUCACAAUUGAUUUAAUGUGGGACUUUCAUAAACAAAUACACCUUCUGUAUAUGGUUCAGUUGUAUCAGAUGGAAUUAAAAAUAGCAAAAUGUAUUAAAAAUAGCAACACUGUGA
Pelobates fuscus (common spadefoot toad) is the source of this 1670-nucleotide messenger RNA. RefSeq names its product coenzyme Q5, methyltransferase (gene COQ5). The transcript is spliced from 7 exons. The coding region runs from base 80 to 1012 and encodes 310 amino acids. Gene Ontology annotation, biological process: ubiquinone biosynthetic process. Gene Ontology annotation, molecular function: methyltransferase activity. NCBI's taxonomy places the organism in Eukaryota, Metazoa, Chordata, Amphibia, Anura, Pelobatidae. The record is from RefSeq and is a predicted model, not a curated record.